UACACCAACUCUAGCUAUAAAUAUGAGAGAUCCCAUGUACACAGUUACUACAUACGUAAAAUCUUGAUAAUCAUUAUCAAUUUAUAUAUUUCUGUAGUUUUGUAUUUUCAAACAUUCCAAGUAUUCGAAAUCGAAAUGGGGCGUUGGAUGAAACCAGAUGUUUACCCGCUUGUGGCUGCCAUGAGCUUUGUGACGGGGAUGUGCCUGUUUCAGCUCACUCGCAAUGCCCUCCUCAAUCCUGAUGUCAGAAUCAACAAAGCUCAUCGGAGAAGAGCAGUUCUUGAAAAUCAAGAGGAAGGAGAAAAGUAUGCAGAGCACAGCCUACGCAAGUUCCUCCGCACACGCCCACCGGAAGUCAUGCCUUCCCUCAACCGCUUCUUCUCCGACCACAAGUGAUGUCCGCACCAUGUAUUUUUACGUACCGUCUGCCGCCGCCAACCUCAAGUUGAUGAAGCUGUGUGUGAAUCCUUUUUGAACUUGAAGUUAUAUAUAUGUUAAUUUUAUUAUUUCUUUGUUGAUUGUAAUCGAAAUCUCCGUGUUAAUUAAAUAAAUUAAUUGUCCUCUCCAUUU
Messenger RNA from Sesamum indicum (sesame), 570 nucleotides. RefSeq names its product B12D protein. NCBI's taxonomy places the organism in Eukaryota, Viridiplantae, Streptophyta, Magnoliopsida, Lamiales, Pedaliaceae. The record is from RefSeq and is a predicted model, not a curated record.